AUUGCAUGGAGUCUCUUUGGUUUUUUUUCUUUGAGAGGACCUGCUCCAUUCAUGACGUUUUGCAGACGGGAGAAACCAUAGUAAACAGAUUAUUUUGAUGGUAUCCAGCUCAACUUGACGUUGAAAGGCCAGACAGUGGACACCGUUCAUCAAGUUCAAGAUGAUGACGUCAUCAAGGAGUCCACUCGCAAUGACGUCAUUAGGCCUCCAUUACGAUUGUGAUGAUGACGACGAAAUGGGUCUUCCGCCAAUCACGGGUGGCAGUCUGGACAGAGACUUCAUGCGCAUCAAUGUAUUUCCUCCUCCUCUUCAGACGCGCAGCAGUUCUGAAAACCGAAAGUUUUGCAUUCCUCAAACCGACGCAGAUUGGAUUCAGAUGGUGAAUAGAUUCAACCACGGACACCAAGAGAUGUAUUAUCCGUCUAAAAGUGUGUACUCCAAACCUCCAGGUCCGAAACCGAUCCGAUCCAUCAGCGCGAACUCCUAUUUCGAUCCGUUUACUUUGCGCACUGACGUUUCUGGCAGCACGAAGGCUCGUGUCGAAGAGAACGGGAUGACGCGCGUACAGAUGGAGCGCGCGUAUCAACGCGCAUGUGCAAAGUCUGUCACCGGUACAAGGUAUCGAGAACUGCCGUCCAAUUACUUACGCGAAUUUCCGCGAGAUCAACAAAGAAUUCCUAUUUUGAGAACUAGCACGAUGCCCUUCGUUCCUCGUUAUGCCAAUUCUUCAACAUCGGAAUCGGGGUACUGCACCGGUGACGAAACAAAAAAGGCAUCGACAUUUCUAGCUGCUCAACAGCGAGAACAAAGCUCUGUGCGUCCGAACCCUUUGUCGUCGCCAUCGUCAUCGAGACGGGCAGAUGGAAAUUUACCGUCGAAAAGAGAAGCGUGGUACAGUGCCCCCUAUCGUGCUAAAAUCAUAAAGCAAUCACCACCGUGGCGCUCUCUUUUGAACAGGCGACCCCAAGGGAUGAGAGCAAGUGGAGAGCUAUGUCCGAAGUAUUGUCGAUGCUGUUUCAAAGACACUUACGAUUCAAGUAACAAGAACAUUUUCAAGAUCGACCUCACGUAGACUAGUUUAGGAUACAAGUAUGUCAUUCCGGGAUGUCAUUAUAUCGAAUAUUGUCUACUAUUUUAAAGAUAAUAUGCCUGUAUUAAUAUUAUUAUGAUAGCAUCCUUAAAGGACAAGUCCACCCCAACAAGAAGUUGAUUUGAAUAAAAAGAGAAAAAUCCACCAAGCAUAACACUGAAAAUUUCAUCAAAAUCGGAUGUAAAAUAAGAAAGUUAUGACAUUUUAUAUUUUCGCUUAAUUUCACAAAACAGUUAUAUUCACAUCCUUGUCGGUAUGCAAAUGAGGAGACUGAUGACAUCACUCACUCACUAUUUCUUUUGUAUUUUAUUAUAUGAAAUAUGAAAUAUUUCAAUUUUCUCCCUGUUGUCGUGUGAAACAACGAUUAAUUCUUUCCUGAACAUGUACAAUUAGCAUUGUUUAAUACUAUAUGGUUCAAUCAAGUUGGUCCUUAUUGUCAAAUCUGUAAAAAAUGAAAUAUUGUAUAAUUCAAACAAUAAAAAAACAAAAGAAAUAGUGAGUGAUGGACAUCAUCGACUGUCUCAUUUGCAUGUCACUGAGUUGUGCAUAUCACUGUUUUGUGAAAAAUAAGAGAAUCUUUAAAAUGUCAUAAUUUCCUUAUUUUACAUCCGAUUUUGAUGAAAUUUUCAGCAUGAUGAUUGUUUGAUUUUUCUCUAUUUAUUCAAAUCAACAUUUUUCUUGGGUGGACUUGACCUUUAAAUGGUUUAAAACACUGCUCAAUUUUUUUUAGCAAAGCGCUUGACAGACAUUAGAGAAACACUAAUUAUUAUCAUGAUCAUUGAAUACUUGUAUUGUCUUUUUAAAGAUAUCUUUGAGGCCGUAGAUGACGCUCUUCAUGAAAGCUAUAGUUGUUGAAUAAGACAAAAAUUAAUAAUGUAUUCUCAUUUUUUGCCUGGCCUUACGCGGUGGAGGGAAAGGGGGGGGGGCAGGGGAUUGUUAAUCCCCCAUCCUGUCUUGGAAAAAUAAUUAAAGAACUAAAUUUCUUGUUAUUUUUUUUCCUUAUAACAUAAAUUAUCAAACUAUCAGAGAAGACAAUUUUAGUUUGCAAAAUAUUUGUUAUGAAUGCACACAAAAUAGAGGAUAUUCAUGCUCACUUAUUAAAGGGGAAUCCAACCCAAAUAAAAACUUGUUUUUAUAAGGAAAAUAAAUAUCAGACAAGUUGAUAAGUGAAAGUUUGAAUAAUAUGUUUUAAAGAAUGAAUGUUUUAAAGUUGUAAAAAUAUUGGUAAUCACUAUACACAUGGAGACUUCAAAUUGGCCGCAUAUGGGAUGUCAUAGUGAUGUAAGGCAAGGACUACUCUUCCAUGUACUCCAAUACAUAUUAUGGCUAAAAUGUCAUUUUCCCAAACGUUUUACUUCAAAUCAUAUUUUUCUUUUAUGAGGACAUAAAACAAUAUACUACCUGGGUUAUAUUUAGAUUACUGCCCCAGGGGAAUGGGUACUUAGAAGAAAACCACAAAUCCCUGAUAAUAAAGUACAUGGCCUAUGGGAAAGUUGUCAUUGCCCCUUGUCAUAAUUUACUAACCCAGUUGCCAAUUUGAAAUCUACAUAGUAUUAGUGAUCUCAAUUUUAAAGCAGCUAUAACUUUCUUAUUGCUUGUCGGAUUUCUUUCAAACUUUCACCAUUCUGUUUAAUUUAUUUUUCUCCUUCCGAUCACAAAAUUUUAUGGCCAAGGCUGGAUUCCCCUUUAAGGCCUGAUUUAUGUUACAAGUGGCGACAGCAAUCUAUAUUUCAUUAUGAAAAUCCGUAAAAAUUCGGUGUUAUUAAAACUAAAGCACCAUA
Molecule: messenger RNA, 2871 nt
Organism: Lytechinus pictus (painted urchin)
Lineage: Eukaryota; Metazoa; Echinodermata; Echinoidea; Temnopleuroida; Toxopneustidae
Exons: 2
Coding region: 161-1072 (303 amino acids)
Source: RefSeq, a predicted model, not a curated record